Messenger RNA from Medioppia subpectinata, 1726 nucleotides. NCBI's taxonomy places the organism in Eukaryota, Metazoa, Arthropoda, Arachnida, Sarcoptiformes, Oppiidae. The record is from the annotation of a GenBank genome assembly.
GUGAAGUGUAUUUGAUUGAGUGAUCAAUUGGUUUACGGGUUGUCAACAAUGAAUUGAUAGUUAGCUGAAGACAACACGAGAGACAAUGUCUGAAACGAGUCAAACAAAUGUCGACUAUUUGCUCGAGAAGUUCACCAUAACUGAGAUAAUAGACAUCCAAAACAAACUCAAGACAGACAUCGACCGCAAGAAACAAGAACUCAAACAAUUAGUCGGUGAACGAUAUGGCGAUCUCAUCGAAGCCGUCGAUACCAUCAAACAGAUGAACCAAAGCGUUGAUAAUGUCCUCAACUCUUUGCAAUCGCUGGCCAGCAGUCAAUCAAAUCAUAUGCUGUCUUUGAAACAGAGCUCAUUUGAUAAGACCAAUGGUUUUGAUGAACAGCACUCCCGAGGAAGUGGUGAUUUAGUCAAGAGAUACAAAUGUGGAAUUUGGACAUCUCUUGAGAAGGAGGAUCUGUUGCGCUCCACUUAUGAUUACUUUUAUGGACAACAUUUGUGUCAACUCUUUGAACAAUUAGUUCCGGCGAAUGAGACGCCGAGUCUAUUAAAACAGUACAAAACAGCUAUCAAUCGAUUCAAUGAAGUGAUUGUGAAGAAGUGCUGGCAUUUCGACCAAAAGAGUUCAUUAAUGGAUACAUUGGAUGAGUCGACAAAUGCUGAUAUUUUUUGCUGUUUACUUGUGUUGCAAGACUUGAAUCCAAAUCAUCUCUUCGAUACAGUUCUGGAGAAACGAAAGUCUGCGCUCGAAGUGAUUGACAAUCAGAUGAUCACAAACCAAACUAAACAAUGGGUUUCAAAUAUGAAGACUUUUGUGGAACCGCUUUUGGCUAAACUCUUUGAAUCGAUCGAUUCCGUGAACACUAUAUGUGUUGUAUUGAAUGAAAUCAACGAUUAUUUGAAACGAAGCCAAAAGACUGAUGAAUGGGAGGUCUAUUGUGAAGAACUUAUGGGCGUUUAUUUGCCGAUUUGGGAUCACUUUAUCAUAAGUCAUGACUUGGAGACCAUUGAAACACAUUUAGUAAAUGCCUGCCAUUCGCUAAUAGAAGAUAUAAAGGGUCUCUUCGAGUCCAAUAACGAUACCAAUAAUGAAAUAAUACUAUUUAGUGCACAGUUUUUUCGUCAAAUAACUCAGUCGUGCCCUCAUUUGAAGCAAUGUUUUGAGACCUCUUCUCCCGUCAAACAGUAUUCGUGGUCUAAAAUGAAAGAUAUAUUGCUUUCCUAUUCUUAUAAGUCAUAUAAAGCAAUGUUUGAUCUGAAACUGAAACAAUUGUUUUCAAAUACAACGAGCCAUUCAUUAACCGAUUUAAACACAUUUAUAUGCAAUUCUUUCGUUUGGGAUAUCAUUAAAACAACUGAAGUGUCAGACGAAGGAAAAACAGUCACCUCUAAGAUCGAAGUACCGCUUCAGAUGUCAUCAUUUCUUCACAACAAUUUCACGCAAUUGUCUAAUGAAGUGAACCGUUUGACUGGACAUACAGUUCCCAGAGUAGUGGUCAUCGACACACUCUCCACAUUAAGCCAAUAUUUAAGUCAACUCUACGGCAGUGCGUGUGACGGCCUGUCCGAACACGAGUACCCAAAGAGUAUCAAACAAGUGAUUGCUCUGCAAUUGUAUUUCGAUCUCUUGUAUUUCAAACAAUUGUUGGCCACCACUCGCGACGAGUCCAUCAAAAGCAAACAAGUGGUCAAAAUUUACACGAGUACCCAAAGAGUAUCAAACAAGUGA